AUGGUUAAAAAAUGUUAUGUAUGUAGUCGUAGAGUAUGUAAAAUUAAUCAAAUCUCUGUACAUAGCUUCCCAAAAGAUUUGGAAAUACGACAGAAAUGGUUAAAUGCUUUAAACUUAACUAAUAAAGAUGAUGUUUCUUGUACGUAUGUUUGUUCUUUACACUUUACCGCUGAUGAUAUUGAAAGAGGAUCAGACUUAUCUAAAUCCCGCUUAAAAAAAGGAGCAGUCCCUUCAGUUAACAUUUCAAAUCCAAAUGGUUAUAGUAAAAAUGGUUAUGAUAUGUAUAAUUCAGAUAUAGACUAUCCAUUUAUGCCAGGGUUCGGUGUACUUGCUCAACUGUCGGAGAAUAUGUAUACAAAUGAUAAUUCGUUUGUUGAUACUGAACAUCUAAUGCCAGUUUCAAAUGUGCAAUGUGAUGUCAGUUUUAACGAAGAACCUGAAAAAGAAGUCGAACAACUCAAUUGCCAACCAGAUAUAGAACUUGACUGUACACCAGACAUAGGAUUUGAUUGUCAACCCGACAUAGAACAACUUGCCUGUCAACCAGACCUACCUAGUGUAUCGCACAGUGAAGCGAAUGGUAACUUAAAUAAAACGAAAAGUGACCUGAGAAGUAAUGAAGAUGGUUUUACGGGUUUCGAAAACACUUACGCAUCGAUGACAGUAUCCCCUGAAGAAUAUAAUUACUAUGAAACUUUGUUUUCCGAUAUCGACAGCGUUAAAUAUAAGAAAUUGCAUUGCACGGCAUGUAAUGUUCAUAUGGGUACGGCUCCAAUUGCACAUAUUCAUCGAUACGAGCAUCCAUUACUGAAAGUUUUAAUUUGUGAACAAUGUUUCAACUUUUAUUCAAGUGGAGAUUUCGAAAAAGAUGCCGAUGGAAGUGAACUUUAUUGUCGAUGGUGUGGACAAGGUGGUCAAGUGUAUUGUUGUGCGAAAUGCCCUUUUGUAUUUUGUAAAAAAUGUAUACGAAGAAAUAUUGGUCAAUCUAUGGUUACACAUAUCGAAAGUAGUGAUGAUUGGUUGUGCUAUGCGUGUGACCCCAAAUCAAUUUGGAUGUUACGUGGAUUGAAUUGGGCGUUAAAGAAAUAUUCUCAAUCGAAAAUGUCAAUAGGUACUACCACGCGAUCCGAACAAGACAACAAAGAUAUUGUAACAGACUAUUCAAUGUGCUGCAAAGACCGAGCUGCACAACAAAAUAAAGGAGCCAAAAUAACAGAUAAAAAUAAAAGAAAUUCAAUAAGCUCCAAUCACAGUGAUGGUCAAGUAAAGAGUUCCGUUAAAAUAUCAACUUAUUCAAAAACACCAAAAGUGUCAUUAGAACGUGUGAAAGUACCCGUUGAUAAACAAACUGGCUUUGUUGUUAACAACGUAAAAUCACUCGCCCCAGAAAACCCGCUCGCACACAAAUCAAACAUUAACAAACCACGACCAUUGUUACCAAAAGGUAAUUCUAAUUCUGCAAAUGAAGUGGUUUGCACACCAGAUAUAAUUUCAUUAGAUGACGAUAGUCCGCCAGCCACGCCAAUGAAAUUUAACAAACCGAAACCUGAACCACCAAAGAAAUUUUUACAAGUAAAACCUGCCUCAAAAUUACUCGAUCCUGUUAAAAAUGAUUCAAAAAUUUAUAAAACAAUACAAUAUUCAACAUCAUUAGUUUCCACACCCGUUAAUUUACAAACAUUACAAAAUAAUCCAGUUGUAUCGGGAAUGAUUCAAAAUUUGCAGAAACAUUUACGCCCUGGCGAACCACAAAAAAUUAUCAAAAUUGUGUCACCUGAUGGCCGUGCAUUUUUGAUUGAUCCCAUGAAAGUACCAAAUUCACCUACGGGUCAACCUACUAUCAUUGCAGCACCUGAAACAACACAUUCUCAACCUUCUCCAACAAUUUUGAAUGCACAUAGUUCAGUGCCACCCCCUCUUCAUGUUCUCAAACAAACUGUUUCAAAUGCAGUUCCAGCUCAACAACGUAUACCAGUUCAAAGAACAAAAGUGUGGUUUGACACCAGUAUUAAUGGUUUAAGAAAUAUAUCUCAAAUGAUAUCUACAAUGAUAGUGAGUUUAGUUAACGAUCAAAAAAGUUUGACAAAUUGGGUAUCGUUGUACAAUAAUUUUCAAACGCAUUUGAAAACGUUAUCCGAUAAUGUGGAAAAUUUAAAAUUACAAAUACGAAAUGAAUACCUUCAAACAGUACACGUUGGUGAACCAAAAAGACAAUUAUCCAAACCCCAACAAAUGCCACCAAUGAAACCAAAAAAUAAUGAUUAUGGACAACAUUUUUUAUCAUUUGUGGAAGAAGGCCAUCCUAAUAUAGAUCCUCAAAUGUUAACAGCAGCAUCCCAAGCAGCAAUGAAUCCCGGCGUUAUAUUAUUAAAUGCUCAGCAACCAACGCUUAUUCCUUUCAGUAAUAAUCCAUUAGCGAGUUUAGAAAAUGUCCCAAUCGGUGCAAACACAAAUAUUUUAAAAUCAAUGUUAAAUAAACCAGAAAAUGGUAAUAAUGAUGAAGAAAAUUACCAAAGUAUUCCAGAUGAUGAUGUCAUGUUUGAUCCAAAAGACUUACUUGAACAAACACUUGAAAUCGGUGAAGGUACUGUUGAUAGUGAAGAAAAUGAGUCUACGAAACCUGUAAAAGUAAAUGAGCCUAUAGUGGUUGCGGAAGAUGAAAAAGAAGAAAGUGGCGAUGAAGAAGUGGACGAGGAAAAAAUAAAAAAAUUAAAAGAACAUUUAGCAGAAAUUCAAAAAGAAAUUGCCAAACGUAAGACUGAAAAACAUAAACGUAAAUCUGAGAAAAAAACAGAUGACAUUUUUGAUAUGGAUGUUACGUGCGAUUCUGAUGACGAAUCUGUACACAGUAUGCUAAGUACUAAAUCAUCUGAUUCUGAUUCUGAUUGCGUUGUUGUGGAUAGCGAAAAUAAAAAACGUAAAGUGAAAAGGAAGAAAAGUUCUAGUUUAAAUCAUUCUGAAACAGAGAAUUCCGAAACAGUUAAAAUUGAAACAACAAGCGAAGAUCUUAAUUCAACAGUUGAAUCCAAUGAAGAAAAUAGCAAAAAGAGAAAAUUAGACGACGUUGGAGAUAAUGAAAUUGAAUCAGAAGUUGCCUCAAAAAGAGCUAAAAUUGAUGAAAACGGUGAAACUGCUGAAACGGAUAAUGACAAAAAUGAAAACCAUACUGAAAGUAAUGAGAUUGAAGAAAGAGAAAAAGAAGGUGAAAGCUUAGAAAAUGAAGAAAAAUUACCAGAGGAAAAAACAGAAAAUGAAUCAUUGUCAGAAAAAGAAAAUACAGAAAAUAGCGAACAAACAUCUGCUGCUGAUGAGUUUAAUCCAACUGAUUUAAUGUCUAUAGCAAAUGCAAUAAGAGAAAGUAUAAGAGAAUCUCGUAAUUUAACAAAACCUAAAGAACCUAAAGCAAAAGUUGGGGAUGUUGAACAAUUAUUAAGUAGCAAUGUAGUAUUCAGGAAGUCGGAAAAUGAAAAUGGAGAAACAUCUUCAACUUCAAAAUCAUCGGAAAAAGUUCCAGGUAAUUCUUAUGGUGAUGCAUUUUCCAACUUUUUAGCGUCAUCCGCAGAUGACGAAGGUGCCGAAUUAGAGAAUGAAUUAGUUGAUGAACAACCAUCGAAUGAUUUAGACUUACCGGAGAGUAAUAAUUCGGAACAACCAACAAAUAAUUUAGACUUACCGGAUGAUAAUAAUUUGGAACACCUUACGAAUAAUUUAGAGUUACCUGAUGACAAUAAUUUGGAACAAACAGCGGAUAAUUUAGAUUUACCGGAUGGUAAUAAUUUGCAAGCGGACAGUAUUAAUUCUGAUAAAAAUAAUUCAGUUGAAAUAAAAGAACUAGAUGAAUUAAGUAAAUUAGACGAGUUACAGAGAAUUACUGAAAAUAUAAUUGCAAAUGUGACAAAGGAUGUUUAAAAUCACAAACACUAUCGCGUAUGAGUGACGAGUUUUUUUUGUAUAUAAAUUGUACAUAGUUGGAAAGAAGUUUUCUAUUACGGUAUUAUUCUAUAAUUGUUUUUAAUUUUUCUAAUUUUAAAAAACAAAAACACGUUAACAGCCCAUUCAUGUGCCCUUCAUUUUUUUUUAAUUAAUGGAUAUUGUGUAGGUACAAAUUAUAAUUCGAAAAGUAAGUGUGGUAUAUAUUGUCUGUCCAUACAGGUAGAGUGCAUCAUUUUUUUGGUGAUUUUCAAAACAAACUUUCUACGACAUUUUUACUGAAAAAAUUACUGAAUAAUGUAUGUUUACACUCGGUUAAAAAAAAAAACUAAUUUGUUUGCACGUUUGAAAUCUUUUAGGCUUUACAAGUGAUUUAAUGAACUGUCUCGAUGUCGUGUGAAUGGACUGUUAAAAAAUGGUCGUAUCAAACUUAUAUAAAGUGCAUAAACUUCAUUGUUAUAUGUUUACGCCAAAGAUUCUAGCAAGUGAAUGUUGGAUUUAUGAAGAUGGUGACGAAUAUACAAAGAGUUCAGCGGAAAUUUGAAAGUGACCUUUUAAAUAUUAGAAAUUAAAACGUAUUCUUUAGCAACCAGGGGAUUUAAGACUGGCAAAAUUUUUUAUUAGUUUUAAUUUGGUAUAGUUUACCUGGCUGUGAUUGAAUAUCAAGAGCACAAAAGAAUAUUAAUGAUUGGGAAAUUUACAACUAGAGCAUCUUAUAAUUUUGAAAAGAAAUAGACUUUUAAUGCAUGUGGUGUGUAGACUCUUCCAUGAAAUAUUGCUGGAUUCGUUGGUGUGAUUAUAAGGUAUAAACAUGAUUUAGAUAAAUUUAUAAAAAUAUAAACAAAAUAAUAAUUAUAAAAACAUUUUUCAAAUUUCCGAAUAUUAAGAAAAACUUUUUUGAAAAUUAUUUAUUAAUUUUAUUUAAUUGUAGUCCACAUCACAGGGAAGUUCAAAUCAUUUUACUUGCAAAGAAAUGGAUAAUUCACUGAUUUGAUGCAGCGUUCACGCCCUUUUCAUGUUAAAUUUGACUGAAUUAAUACUUAGAUUGGGUAUAUUUCAAAAUUUUUCUGAAAGCAUGUUCUAUUUAUUAAAGCUUGUGGAGACUUGAAAAAGCUCUUAAAUUUAAUUACUUUAUUAGUUAAUAGUAACCGUUUCUUUAUUAAUGACAUUAUGAUUCUAUCACAAAGUUCGUAGACCUUUUCUUUAAAAAAAUAUUUUUUAAGUUGCGGCUAGUAUGUCAAAUAACUUAAAAAAUAGCAACAUAGGUUGACAAAAAUAUAAGAUAAAUAGAAUUUUUUUUACUUAGACUCGGUUUUUUGACCACUAGUCAAGACAAGCGAAUCGACAAAAAUGUUUAUUUUAGAUUUCGCUUAUUUACUGUCAUUACCGGAAUUUGUCUAUAAAUCAUUCUUGAAUUCAUCUUAAUGUGAAUUAUCAUUGUGCCAUUACUUAUUUUGUCUACCGACAGUAUGGAAAAGAGGAUGUCAAUUGCCAAUGUGGACUCAACUUUUCCUUGUGAUGUGGAUUUAAUAUUGACUAGUUAAAAAAAUUGUAAAUAUAAAUAAAUUUUUAUUAAGUUUUCAAAAGCUUUCUUUUUAUAUAAAAGCGACAUAAA
Chrysoperla carnea is the source of this 5545-nucleotide messenger RNA. RefSeq lists its product as uncharacterized. The transcript has 7 exons. The record is from RefSeq and is a predicted model, not a curated record. Bases 1 to 3909 code for a protein of 1302 amino acids. Lineage: Eukaryota; Metazoa; Arthropoda; Insecta; Neuroptera; Chrysopidae.